AUGGCUCUCGCUGACGAGUCCAACCGUAUCGUCCAAGAGUUCGACUUCUCCGAUGAGGAACUUAACAAUCAUGUGAAGGAGUUCUUGAGGCAAAUGGAUGAGGGCCUUCACAAAGAGGGUACCAGCCUCCAGCAAAUCCCUACCUACGUCACCGGCGUUCCCAAUGGCACAGAAAAGGGUCUGUAUUUGGCCGUUGAUCUGGGAGGCACAAACUUCCGAGUGUGCUCCAUCAUGCUCAACGGUGACACCACCUUUAACCUCACUUACAACAAGGUUGCCAUCCCGAAGGAGCUUAUGGUCGCAAAGACCUCCGCACAGCUCUUUUCUUUCCUCGCCAAGCAGAUCGAGAUCUUCCUCAAGGAGCACCACGCCGACCACUUCAACUCCCACCUGCGCCGUCGCAACACUGCCAGUACUCCCUCGGGCUAUCGCGAUGAACAUAUUUUCCGCCUGGGUUUCACCUUUAGCUUCCCUGUCAAGCAGCUGGCUAUUAACAAGGGUCUGCUAAUUCGAUGGACCAAGGGCUUUGACAUUCCUGAUGCCAUAGGCAAGGACGUCUGCGCUCUGCUUCAGACCGAGAUCGACAAGCUCCACCUCCCCGUCAAGGUUGCGGCGCUCGUAAACGACACUGUCGGCACUCUCAUGGCUCGAUCUUACACUUCAACCAGCAAGAGCCGAUCUGUGCUCGGUGCCAUCUUUGGUACCGGCACCAACGGUGCCUACAUGGAAAAGCUGAGCAACAUCAAGAAGCCUAUUUCUGGGGAGUACGAUCAAUCAACAGGAGAGAUGGUUGUCAACACAGAGUGGGGUUCUUUUGACAACCAGCUCAAUGUUUUACCAUCAACACCUUGGGAUAAGGCUCUUGACGCCGAAAGUGUAAACCCUGGCCUUCAAAUGUUCGAGAAGCGGGUGUCUGGUAUGUUCUUGGGUGAGAUUGUCCGACUUGCCAUGGCCGAUAUGAUCAACAAUGAGAGUUCGUCUCUGUUCAAGGAUCUCAACUCGAGCACGAACGACUGGGGCACCACCACCAACAUCGCGCCAUCGUCUGGCUUCCUGAAGCCUUGGGGACUCGACAGCUCCAUCAUGUCCGUUGCGGCCGCCGACAAUACCCCUGAGCUGUCUACCCUUCGCCAGGAGCUCGAGAACCUCCUCAGUGUUUAUACUCCCUCACUCGAGGACGCUCAGGCUUUCAAGUCUGUUUCCAAUGCUGUUGGUCGUCGCGCUGCUCGGUUGUCAGCUGUCGCCAUCGGCGCCAUCGCCCUCAACUCUGGCAAGCUCAAUGACCUCGAUGAAGAGGUUAUUGAUAUCGGUGUCGAUGGCAGUCUCGUCGAGCACUACCCUUUCUUCCGCGACAUGAUCUACGAGGCCCUCCGUGCCAUUGACGGCAUUGGACCACAGGGUGCUGAGAAGAUCCGCAUCGGUAUCGCUAAGGACGGUAGCGGUGUCGGCGCCGCCCUGAUUGCCUUAGUGGCUGCUGGCAGGGAGAAGCCCGAAGAUUAUUUGACUGACUUGAGAUCUGAGUCCAACCGCGCUCGCAAGUCUUCUGAUGCGAUCCUCGAUUCAGCACCACUCUCUAACCCGGCACUCCUCAUUGGCGGUGCUGUCGGUCUCCUUGCGCUAGCAGCCAUAUGGUAUAACAAGCGUCGAUGA
Messenger RNA from Fusarium mangiferae, 1650 nucleotides. Its product is annotated as putative glucokinase. Gene Ontology annotation, biological process: glucose 6-phosphate metabolic process; intracellular glucose homeostasis; glycolytic process. Bases 1 to 1650 code for a protein of 549 amino acids. Gene Ontology annotation, cellular component: mitochondrion; cytosol. Gene Ontology annotation, molecular function: fructokinase activity; glucokinase activity; D-glucose binding. The record is from RefSeq and is a predicted model, not a curated record. NCBI's taxonomy places the organism in Eukaryota, Fungi, Ascomycota, Sordariomycetes, Hypocreales, Nectriaceae. The transcript is spliced from 4 exons.